UAACUCAUUCUCUGAACCCAACGAUCUUUACCGUCUCAUAAUUAAUAAGCUGAGUCAUAAAUACUCAUACUCCCACCAAUUCACAAUACUACCUUUAAGUUGCAAUCGCCAACCACAAGCUACCAGUUUUCAGUUUAAGAUGCUUCCCUCGUUUCUGAGCCCCGUCUCCGCCUACGGCCUCUACCUCCGCCGCUGCUUCACGGCCGCGGGCCUCUCCUCGUACACGCUGGACGUCGAUCACGAAACCACGGUUCACUUUUGGGCCCCAACGAAUCGAACGGCCCAAAAGCCUGCCGUGGUUCUGAUCCACGGGUUUGGGCCUGCGGCCAUAUGGCAGUGGCGGCAACAGGUUCAAUUCUUGGCCCCUCACUUCAACGUGUACGUUCCGGACCUGAUAUUCUUCGGAGGGUCGAGCAGCACAUCGAGCGAAAGGAGCGAAACGUUUCAGGCAGCGUCGGUGGGGAAGCUUCUGGAUAAAUUGAAGGUGGAGAAAUUCCAGGUGGUGGGAACGAGCUAUGGAGGCAUGGUGGCUUACAAUUUGGCGAAGAUGUUCGGGGAAGAGAGGGUUGAGAAAGUGGUGAUUGCAAGCUCCGGUGUUAACAUGAAAAGGAGCAACAACGUGGCUUUGGUGCAGAGGGCCGAAUUGGAGAAAAUCGAAGACCUCAUGUUACCUGCCACACCACAACAACUGCGAAAAUUGAUGUCGCUCUCCGUCUACAGAACUCCGCAAUUCCUCCCCCAUUUUUUACUCAACGACUUCUUACAUAAACUAUACAGCGAGAAUCGGAAGGAAAAAAAGGAGCUUCUGAAAGGAUUAACCAUCGGAAAGGAUGAAUCUUCAACACUUUCGCCUCUUCAACAAGGGGUUCUCAUAGUGUGGGGCGAACAAGACCAAAUAUUUCCCGUGCAAAUGGCCCGCGAACUGAAAGAAAUAAUCAGUAGGAAGGCUCGAUUGGAAUUGAUUAAGGAGGCAUCCCAUGUGCCUCAAAUGGAGAAGCCAAGAGAAUUCAACAACAUUCUCCUUAAUUUUUUGCAAGCCCAUUCUUGAGUAAUUUUUUCAUUACCACUGCAAACUACAUUAAAUCCAUGCUUUGUCUGGAUCCAUUUUUAUAAUUAAUUAUACCAUUAUGUUUUUUCA
Molecule: messenger RNA, 1138 nt
Organism: Vigna angularis (adzuki bean)
Lineage: Eukaryota; Viridiplantae; Streptophyta; Magnoliopsida; Fabales; Fabaceae
Exons: 4
Coding region: 140-1048 (302 amino acids)
Source: RefSeq, a predicted model, not a curated record